UUCAGUUUCUCAAUACUGAGCCGAGAAAAGGCUGCUGCCAUAAUCUCAACGCCGGCAAGCCAUCGUCAAGAGAGAAUUUCAAAGUCGAAAUGGGGAAGGCAUCUGUGGUUCUAAGUGUUUGAGUUAGGAGGUAUCGGACAACAAGAACCGAGAAAGCAGGUGAGAAGACAACAACUCCUGCCAUUGAAGAUUACGUUGAUAUUGGAGAAGAUUGAAGAUACAUUUUAAGAGUUUGUGAUGCAUUAUCAGUUGGGUUCUAGCUGAUUCGAGUAUACAGAGAUUUAUGAGAAGAUUGAGUGAAGAUUUGAUUAAGAGAAACCAGCCAAGAGAAUGAAUUGCUGCCUUUGAUAACAGGCAGUAUAUUAUGAAGAUUGAUGGUGAUUUGAUAUUCUGAAUGGUCUAGGAAAUUUGGGUUUGUUUUACAUUUGCAUUCUUAACAGGGAAGGAGAUUUUGAGAGCUUAAGAAUCUACAACAAGCUGAAGACUGUGUCAUCACCAAUACGCACAUGUAGUGCUUGACAAAAUGCAUGAAUCGCAGGUUAUGUUCUCAGGCAGGUCUGUUUCACGACCAAUUUCUCUGCCAAGAUUUCUUUGUUCUUGCCAGUGCUCUGCACCCAGGGGUUACCUUCCGGAAAAGUAUGGCUAUCGUGGCUGAGUUUAAAGACAGUUUGAAGACCAGGGCGAAUGAUGAAAGUUGUACAUUGUUUUGUGUUUUGAUUUGAGCCGAAUAUUCAGUGAACAAGGAGGUAUGUUGAUGUUGUUGCCGUUAAUAAUUGUGAUUGAAUGGGUCAACAACAAUUUGGUAUAUCAAGAUAUCUUCUGGCAGCUAGCCAUGGUUCUGUGUGUACCAUGGAUUAUGAGAGCACUUAAAAGCCAGUAGGGAAUCGAAGUUUGUAGCCGUGGGUCAGGUGGGUUGUACUCGGAAUUGGGUUCAGUUUUGAGCGACAAGUCAGGGAAAGAAGUGAGCUGGAUAUGAUUGAGACUUGUUUUAGAAUUGCAGAUAAAAAAGGAAAGUUGGUUGUCAUCCGAUUCGAAAUUGUAGGUCUUGGAGAAGGUAUAAAAGGGGCAAAACCUAAAGCUACAGAUCAUCAUCUCAUACCCCCUCUUCACGACUGCUCACAACCCUAGUUUUCAGCGAGCUUUGCUCGAUGAACAACUUCUGCAUAUCUCCACCUGCAUCUCUACCAGUUUUGCAUCUCCAUCCACCUGCAUCUUCACCAGCAUACACCAACAGCAUUAUACAUCACCUGUAUUAUCACCUUUGCAUCACAAUCUCACCAUCUUCUGCAUAUCCAUCUCCACAUGCAUACCACCUUCAUAUCACCUGCAUCCAUCUUCGCACCACCAGUUCCUACACCAUCAGUUUGCGACAUACUACUUCACCACCAACAGUCCAUUCCCACCUUGCAGUCGCAGCACAGCCAUCAUCAGAUAUUUGAGAAGGGGUCACUGUCAUACUACCACCAGUUCAUACAAUCAAAAAGAGAAGAAACUGGACCUGAACCUUACUCGUUGGUACCAACAGCAAGGAGCAGUAGCGCAACAUAGAAGAAGGCCAUUGGCAGUUUGGUGCUGUUGUGGUUUGAUUUCGAAUAUCUUUUGUUUUACAGAUUUCUUUCUCAUUGAUUUUUUAUUGCCAUGAACUCCAGUAGCUAAUUGCAUCUUGAUUAGGGACAACUUCAACGUCCGAACAUGAAUCCAAAUUGAUAUUUAAACUGCAUGUUUUCUUGCAAUCUAUCUUUUUAUUGUUCAUUCUCUACUGCGCCAAUAUUGCUUAUGUGAAUUGUUUAUAAAUCGUUUAAGUUGCAAAUUAAAUUGGUUUAUGGAUGAUUCUAAUGCUAGUUGAGACCUCUUCGACCCGUAAUUGUCUAGAGACUCUUAAUACAAGUAGCAAUAUAUGAAUAUUGAUGAUGGGACUUUGUUAAAUAUUCGUAUGUAUUGAAUGACACUAGUAGAUGAAUCAUUCUUUUGUAUUUGUCAUUAGGAAUAGCCUAUCUCACGGAACUUAAUGUAUUUGCUUAAGUCACACCUAGAAAGCGUACCUGUAGGAAACUUGAUGAGUAGAAUCCGGUAGUCGAGCGCUUCCGUUUCAGGUGAAUUAAGAGAUUGCGGAGUAUUUGAGCAUACUAAAUAUUCCAGGGUUGUUAAUAAUGGGUACUUUGCAGAAACAUAACUAUAUUGAUAAGAUUUUUGUUUUGUGACCGAGAAAGAAUCCUUGAUCAUUUAUCUUCAUAUUUGCAUUAUUCUUAUUCAGGAAUUGAAUUGGCAACUUAGACUCAACUCUCCCUUAGGAACGAACCUGCUUGUCAUUGUACUACUAGUUAGUGUAAGAGAAGUAAGGAAUUUAUUUUUGCGAGUUCGACACCUCGCCAAAAUUGGCGCCGCUGCCGGGAGCAGUCAGUAGUUUGAGUUGAUAUUUAAUUUUCUGUUUUUGCAUUUAGUUUCAUUCUUUGCAUUUACUAAUUUAUCUUUUUAGAAUUUAUUUUCAGGUACCAUAAAUCAUUCUUUUUGGUGUGUGCACAAUUGGGAACAAGAGUUUCUUGCAGAUGCCUAAUGAAUUCAUGGAUUUGCGACGUACAUGGAACCAGAUUAACUCAACUCCCAACGUGCCGAGUUUUGUACCAAGUGAAACAUAUGAUAGUGUAUUUAGACCCGUUCCGGAUCGUACUUAUGAUCUUUCACCCAUUCAACGGGAAGAGACGUGGUCUAAAGAACCUAUUGUGAGUAGUAGCGGAAAACAUGUUAACAUAAACAAACUCUUUAGACAAUAUGAGCGGUUGGAAGAAGAGGGAGCAACGGAAGAGACUCUUCAAGCAAAAACUAGGGCCAUACAUAUGGAGGUUAACCGCCGUGUUGAUAAUGGAAAAGAGCCCCAAGAAGAAGAUUCCGAGGAUGAUGAAUCUUUGGAAAAUGUUGAUAAUGAUAGUGCUACUAGCUCAACUCAUGAUUAUAAUGAUCAUUCUCCUAUUCAAAAGGAAGAAGUUGAGUCUAGAAACACUACCAUUAUUGAUGGUAAGACUUAUGUUGUGUAUGAGAGUGAUGAUGAUUAUGACUUCUUUGUGCACCGUACCCCAAAUUCAGAGAUAGUCGAUACUUUGAAUGAGAAGUCGAGUUGUGACGGAACACAUAAGGAUUACGACAAUUUGCUUAUGGAAGAUUCUGAUUUCUUUUCCGAUGAGGACUUGGAUAUAGAAGAAACUGAUGAAGAAUGGCUCGUAAAGAGUUUGAAUGAGAAUUAUAAUACUUGUGAUGUAGGAGUGUAGAUGGUGGAUUUUCGACAAAGGCUAAAUUCACAAACUCAUAAUUAUACGAAGCUCUGAUUCAGCAAUCAGACGCGAGUAUCGAGACACGGGUCUCUCAUCGAAUUCUCAACGGAGAGUA
Molecule: messenger RNA, 3381 nt
Organism: Papaver somniferum (opium poppy)
Lineage: Eukaryota; Viridiplantae; Streptophyta; Magnoliopsida; Ranunculales; Papaveraceae
Exons: 2
Coding region: 2547-3263 (238 amino acids)
Source: RefSeq, a predicted model, not a curated record